AUGGCAACUAAUAACAUUGUGGUUCUGGGGGCUGGCGUGUCCGGUUUGACAACUGCGUACCUGCUGUCGCAAGACCCGAAAAACAAUAUUACCGUGCUGGCAAAGCAUAUGCCGGGUGAUUAUGACGUGGAGUAUGCAUCUCCAUGGGCCGGGGCCAAUUAUAUGCCGGUUGGAAAAGAAGGGAGCCAUCACCAAGCCUGGGAGCGCGCUACCUGGCCAGCAUUGAAAGAAAUUACGGAAAAGUACCCGGAGGCCGGUAUCCACUUCCGAGGCUCCGUGAUCUAUAACCGAAAGAAGGACCAAGAGACAGCAACUGGUGACUGGUUCUCAGAAUUGGUACAGCCGAACCCUUGGUACAAGGACGUUGUGCCUGAUUUCAAAACCACCCCGGACGAUCAGCUAGCUCCGGGGAUUGACAAUGCCCAGGAAUUCACGUCGGUUUGUAUUAACACAGCGGUGUACUUGCCAUGGCUAGUUGGCCAGUGUGUCAAAAACGGCGCGGUAUUCAAACGCGCCGUACUCAAGCAUAUUGCCGACGCUGCCAGCGCCCAUCACACCGGCCAGAAAGCCGAUGUAGUUGUCAACUGCACUGGCCUGUCUGCCAAAACUCUUGGUGGCGUUCUCGAUGAGAAGAUGUAUCCCGCUCGGGGUCAAAUUGUGGUUGUCCGCAAUGAUCCAGGACCCAUGGUGUCGGCAUCAGGAACUGAUGACGGAGAAGACGAGGCUCUAUACAUCAUGACUCGUGCCGCAGGUGGUGGUACCAUUCUCGGUGGAUCUUACCAAAAGCACAACUGGGAUGGAACCCCGGAUAUGAACCUCGCCAACCGAAUUAUGAAGCGUUGCAUUAAAAUUUGUCCCAGCUUGGUGAAGGAGGGCCAAGGAAUCGAGGGCCUGGAUAUUAUCCGGCAUGGCGUUGGCUUGCGCCCUCUGAGAGAGGGUGGAACCCGCAUUGAGAAGGACAAGGUAAAUGGAGUCGCCGUCGUUCACAACUAUGGUCAUGGCGGGUUUGGAUAUCAGGCCUCUUUUGGAUGUGCAUACGCCACUGUUUCCUUGGUCAAAGAUGUCCUGCAAAACAAGUCCCUGGCCAAACUGUGA
Molecule: messenger RNA, 1095 nt
Organism: Penicillium olsonii
Lineage: Eukaryota; Fungi; Ascomycota; Eurotiomycetes; Eurotiales; Aspergillaceae
Source: the annotation of a GenBank genome assembly